UGCAUAAUUUGUGUGAUUUGUGUUGUUCGCAUACUAGAUUAAUGAGGAGAUUUGUGUUUUUCAAUCAUAAACUUUGUAUUGAGUAUGGUUGUUAAGAUUACGUGCUUAUGCGGACGGCCGGACGCCGUCAACAAGUGAAAAGAAAGAAAAGAUGAGGUGCCGAUUGCCGUGUUUUGUGCCUCUGUUGCCUGUUUGGGAAGUUUUGUGUCACAAUUUGACGUUUUUAUUUAUGUCCAAAAGUUUUAGCAAGAAACGGUGCCAGAAAAAGAAAAGAGAGGAUUGGAAAACUUAUCUUUUGAGAGUGCUAAAAGGAGUCGCUAAAGAAAAUAUAUGUGACAUUCAUCGGAAUUUGAUGUGCACACCGGCCCUUGGAGGAAUCUCGAUGGGGUGUACAAAAAGGGUGGUGCAGGACAGGAUGCCGCAAGCGUUGGACACGACUUCCAUAUGUUGCUGGAUCGCAAACCUGCUUUUAGCGCUAUUUACUAUUCUCGUCAGAUAAGUCGCUGUUAAAAUGGAACUUAUUAUUUCUUUGUUGUCACCUUUCUUCUCUCUCUUUCAGCCUCGGAUCGAGUUGAGACUUCAAUCGACACUUUGCCGGUGAAACAACUCCAGACUCACUUGAUGGACGUCUUCACUCCUCGGAGGGAAUUACAAGCGAAACCUUGCUCGUCCAAGCAAAGACACUCGCAGCGUCUUCGAUUUUAUCCAGCAGAUUCCAUCCAGCUCGGAAAUGGCUUUGGUGGGCUCUAAAGGGGUGAACCGCUCGGCCUUGGUGCUUCUUGACCUCGGAGGCUGGCUAGUCUCUCACCAACUCUUCUUUACUUUGCUAAGCCAGAACAACCUGUCAGUGUCCUUUCUCGGAUUGUGUUCCCUACACAGCGCCCGCCGUACGAGUAGCCACAGAGUCGUUGUUAAAAGGGCGGGAGCGAAAACCCUCAACCCCAACUGUUGGAUGCUGGGUUGCCUGGCUUGGCACCCUGGUUUACCUGAACUGGCGUCGGCUCUCACCCAUGGAAUCCUUGUUGGAGGAGGCCAAAGAGGAAUAUUGACACUUCACACAGUCGGUGGAGCUGCAGAAGACUGAGGUCUUGGCAAGACUGCAAAAAUCAAAGGGAACGUUUUGAAGACAGCCCCCUAUCAGGAAAGCAAACCCCAUCAUCAUCAGCAAGCCGGACAUCAUGGAUUCACCCUGCUCAAGACCAGCCAAGUCAAUAUACGAUGUCAACUAUCUGAUCAUUGCCAGUGGAGAGAUCCCUUCAUUGAAGGUUCUAGUCCAAGGACAUGGAGAUGUCCAAAAAGAGGGCUCCAAGAAAACUACGCUACCUCCAGUUCCAGACAUUCUGAGUUCCACCAAACCACCCAAAAUUAGCGUGCCCAGGAGCGCCAGCGCAGAUCUGAAGAGGCUCUCAGAGCUAAUGCGUGACACAAUGAAGAGAAUCAUGGCCAAAGCUGGGCAAAUUUCUUUUAAGGGACAAACGACUAAACGUGAUCACAGAGCCAGGCCUCUCAGUCUCACAGAGAACCACCCACCAAAAAUACAAAAAUUGAGCAAACUUGACAUCAUGCCCAAGGGGAAUGUAAAUUUCGUUAUGGAUCCUGAAGCUGGCUCAAAAGUGCUUGAGUCAAAUGAUAUCACAAAGCACCCUGGCUUUACGAAUCCAAAUGUGAUUUGUUAUGUCAUCUCAUCGAUUCAGCUGCUGAACUCCUCAAACCUCUUUCAGAGUCUUUUUGCUCAAAUGGUGUUUCCCAAAGGAGCACAUAUUUCUGAAGAAAUCCAAUCCCUCUGUAAGAUUGCGAAACAAGUGGCGGGCAAAGAAAAAAUAAAGCAAUUUGAACUUGACAAGGGCAUAAAGGAUCUAGCCAAGCUAACUCUGGAAUUUGGUAUGGGUGCGGGCCAGCAAGACCCUAUUGAAUAUUUGACUUUCCUUUUGCCCAACUUGACCAGACAACUCAACCAAACUGGUUGUUUUGAGGAUGCAGCAAGUCCUUUCCUGAUGUCGACAACUUCCCUGUGUCAUAAAUGUAAAAAACAAUUCGGAAAACCGCAACCCUCCCUGUUCCACUUCAUCACACCGCAGUGUAACAAGACAGUCCAAGAAUUGAUCGACCUUAGCCUGAGUGAAGACAGGUUGUGUUGUAGUGAGGAGAGAACCGUGCAUACCGAGUUUUUGAUGCUGCCGAUAAGCCUGAUGGUUCAGAUCGGUAGAACCCAGUUUGGCAAUACAUUGAGAGACAAGAAGCCUAUCGAAAUCUCUCCUGAAAUCGUUUUGAAUCGACGUGAAACGAGAAUGAAAGAUCCCGACUCUGACCAGUCCACACACGAUGGCAUAUCCUCAAAGACGCAGAACACCAACAGCAAGCAAUUGUACAGACUGAAGGGACUAGUUCUGCAUGAAGGGCUGCUCUCAACAUCCGGGCAUUACCUCUCGUUCGUCUUCAGUAAUUUUGAAGAAAAAUGGAUCAACUGUGACGAUCAUAGGGUACGUACUAUGCCAAACUUCUUCGAGAGGGAGCUGCAAGACGUAGCUACGAAGACAAACGCCUACCUGCUUCACUAUGAAGCUGUCGUUACGAGCGAUUAGAAAUCUGUUGUGUUGCUCUGGGAUCCGAUAAGAAUAAGCCCAUUUCAAUUGUGCAGACCAGCGUCCAGCCUCCUGCCGUCAAGGCUGCUGAGAUUGCCAUCCUACAUGUCCCACAUUUAACUUGGCCGUACUUUGUGCUUAACUAACUAUUCUAACUAAUUACUUAAAGGAUCCCUGGCCAAAUUAGCUUCGUAUGAAUCGCGUUUGUUCCAUGUUUCGCUUACCCUGUAUCUAGGGAUUUCCUUGUUUUAUUCACUCAUUAUCAAUUGCUCAAUUUGAAAAGCAAUAUUUUGAAUUUGAUUUCCUAUAAAAGACUGAAUUUUGGAAUUUAAAUAUUGAGGCACAAAUGAUAUAUUUUGCACAACCCUGAAAAAGAAUAUCUAAAUUAUUUUCAUUUCAAAAUUUUAUCAGAGUC
This is a messenger RNA of Neocloeon triangulifer, 2997 nucleotides long. RefSeq lists its product as uncharacterized. Gene Ontology annotation, cellular component: cytosol; nucleus. The record is from RefSeq and is a predicted model, not a curated record. Gene Ontology annotation, biological process: protein deubiquitination. The transcript is spliced from 13 exons. NCBI's taxonomy places the organism in Eukaryota, Metazoa, Arthropoda, Insecta, Ephemeroptera, Baetidae. Bases 1179 to 2582 code for a protein of 467 amino acids. Gene Ontology annotation, molecular function: cysteine-type deubiquitinase activity; cysteine-type endopeptidase activity.